Molecule: messenger RNA, 1404 nt
Organism: Gloeophyllum trabeum ATCC 11539
Lineage: Eukaryota; Fungi; Basidiomycota; Agaricomycetes; Gloeophyllales; Gloeophyllaceae
Exons: 4
Coding region: 50-1129 (359 amino acids)
Source: RefSeq, a predicted model, not a curated record
AUUUGACGUCUCUAAUUGACAGCCAUUGCUGCAGCCAGCGCAUCUCAGCAUGGACUUCAACAUGGAGCCGGCAGACUGGGAUUACUUCAGCAGCAUCGGUUCCUCCUGCUCGAGGGGCGCUGAUGCACCGGCGUUCAGUAGUACUCCUGUCUCUGAAGCCGUACACGCCAGGUCUCUCCCAAGUGUCUCCCAAAUCCCUACGCCUCCCCCUUCAGAAGGAAGUCCGGAGCCCUCGAGCAGCUCUCAGGAUACCGCGCAGCCCGACGCCGUCACCGUCGCUGUCUCGACCGCCUUCUUCCCUGGCUCGCAGAUCGACCCAUUACCCUCCGAUCUCAUCCUCGCCUCCUCGGACCUCGUCUUCUUUUACGUCCACUCGCAUCGACUGCUCAGCAGUUCCUCGAAUAAAUUCAAUGGGCUCUUGGGGAUGACUGAUCACGGGGGCGGGGCUGGCACGCACGCCUUUGACAACGUCAGUGGCAUCCCUCUGGUCUCCGUCCCAGAGUCGUCUACGGUCCUCAAUGUGCUGCUGCACGUACUCUAUCACCUUCCCUUCUCCCAUUAUUCUCCGACCACCGACACCCUGGUCGCUACCAUUUCGGCCCUGCGCACGUACGGGGCGCAGGCGAAAGAGUACGUAGCCCCGGGCACACAUAUGUUCCAGAUGCUGCUGCUGCACGCGCCGCUCAACCCGCUCGAAAUCUACACCCUGGCCGCUGCCCACGAUCUCUACGAGCUCGCCGUGGCCGCGUCCGCGCACCUGCUCUCCCUCCAGCCGUUCAAGAUCACGGACGAGAUGGCCGAGCGCAUGGGCGCGGUGUACCUGAAGCGGCUGUUCUUCCUGUACCUGGGCCGCAUCGACGCGCUCAAGCGCAUCCUGACCGCCCCGCCCGUCGCGCACGAGCCGACGCUCUCGUGCAACUUUAUGCAGCAGAAGGAGAUGGUGCGCGCGUGGGCGCUGGCCGCGGCGUACCUCGCCUGGGACGCCAAGCCUGAUCUACCGAUCAGUACUAUCAGACAAACUAUGCAGCCUCUGGCUGACAAGUUAGCUUGCGACCUCUGCCGGCAGGCCAUGCUGGAUCGGAUCAAGGAUAUGAUCAUUCAGUGGUCGGCCGUCAAGGCUACUAUCUGAAUUCUCGGAAUGACACGUUCGCCCGUUGGUACCCCCCCGAUUAAAGUCGAAAAAAAUGAUCCACGAUGAUUGCCACCUGUUUUCCCUUUCCUGCCCAACUGCCCUCUAUCACACGCAGCAACCCGCUGGUUCUUAUCUUGCGUCGCGUUUUGCCUAUAGCUGUACCAAUUGUACUUUUAGUUUCCUGUGAAUGUACUUUCAAUGUAUAUCUUUCCCUUUUGCCUUGACGCAAUCCCCUCUAUUCCCUCAUCACCCGCGUUUCACCAAGCCAGGCG